Messenger RNA from Anopheles cruzii, 4035 nucleotides. RefSeq names its product IQ motif and SEC7 domain-containing protein 2-like. Gene Ontology annotation, molecular function: guanyl-nucleotide exchange factor activity. The transcript is spliced from 6 exons. Lineage: Eukaryota; Metazoa; Arthropoda; Insecta; Diptera; Culicidae. The record is from RefSeq and is a predicted model, not a curated record. Bases 1 to 3993 code for a protein of 1330 amino acids. Gene Ontology annotation, biological process: actin cytoskeleton organization; regulation of ARF protein signal transduction.
AUGAUUAUCUGUAUCUCAGGAUUUAUUAUCGGUGCAAGUUUUCCACAGAAAAUCGAUCGCCCAUCGCAGAUCUACUCCACGCACCACCAUCAUCCGACGACGAGCAGCGGUGGCGGCGGCAGCAGCAGCGUGGUCAGCAGCAACAAUGGGCUGCUGGCCAGCGGAGCCAGCAGCAGCAGCCUCUGCGGCGGGAUGGGAAUGCCCGGUGGCGGUGGCCCCGGUGGUGCGGCCAGCUACGUCUACGUUCACCAGCAACCCCACCACCAUCAGUUGGUGGCGGCCGGCGGCGGCGGCGGCGGAUUACCGGCGUCGACGACGCACUACGUGUCACCCCAGCAGCUCACCUAUCACCUACACUCGGCCGUGGCCACCGGCAACGGGAACAACGGGAACAACGGCUACCACCAUCAUGGCUCGCACCAGAACAUCGCCGCGACACCAACGCUCCACAAGAAGGGCUCCAUCCGGAGCAACGGGGACGUGCUGAAGCGGACACGUGUGCAAAAUGCGUAUGAACUGUCGCAGGAUCUGCUGGACAAGCAGAUCGAACUGUUGGAGCGCAAGUACGGCGGAGUGAAGGCACGAACGGCGGCCCUUACGAUUCAGCGCGCCUUCCGCCACUACACGAUGGUGAAGAAGUUUGCCUCGAUCACGGCGAUGGCUAAGGCGGAGAAACGCAUGAGCCGUAGGGUCCAGCAACAGCAACAGCAGCAGCAGCAUCAACCGCCACCACCACAGGGAGACCAGCUGGACAUGAUGCACCACCUGGUGGUGGAUGAUGGACAAAUCUACGCCACCGAAGACGGAACCAUGGUCGGCCAGCAGCGUGUCUGCGCAACCAUCUCUGCGACCCCUCCGGGAACGUUACACCACCGUGUAACGCCGGUCCGUUCGAUGUCGCUGCGUGAACGACGGCUCGAUUCCAGCCCCAACACACGCAGCCAGACGGGUUCACCGGCACCACCCCCCGGGGUCCCAAUCACACAAUCGUGGAGCCAAAGUCCCACUCAGAUCAUGACCGGAGGUUCUUCGGCUCAGUUGCAGCAGCAGCAGUACUCCCAUCCGCACGUAAAUAUCCUGCACCAGCAGCAAGCCCAGCUGGCCGGCUACGUGGGCUACACAUCGGCGGCCAACGUCACGCCCUCGAUGCACCACCUUCAGCAGCAGCAGGCGCAGCAAUACCAAAGCCAGUACGGGUCGCAGGACUUGAACGUGAGUGGCAUCAGUUCGGCCAGCUCGUCACAGCUCGAUUCGACCGUCUCGUCGAUGAACCUGUCGUGGAACUCACAGACGGCGGCCAUCGGCGGCUCGGGGCACCACCACCAAAGCCCCUACACGCCACACUACACGGCGGCCCAGAUUUACAUGCGUCCUCGGGGCAUCGGAAUUGGCAGCUCGGGUGGAAGCAGCGGAAGCACCGCUUCCAGUGUCGGCGGCGCUGGCACCGGCGCAAGCUGCGGUGGCCGCAAAGUGCCACCGGAGGUACCGAAGCGAACGAGCAGCAUCACGGGCCCGGGUGGCCAGUUGCAACAGCACACUCCGAGCCGUACCCUGCGCCCGAACGGCCUCUGUAAGACGGCCGAAAACGGAAGCCUCAGCUCGGUGCAGUCUUCCGGAAGCGAUUCCUCCGCCUCGGUACCCGGUGGAGCGGGUGUCCCCGGUGCCGUAGAGAUCGGUUCCGAUCGGUCCAGCUCACCGCAGUGGACAAAGCGCAGUAAGGGAGGCCCAGGUAGUAGCCAGAGUGGCAGCAUACCGAUGUUGCCGGCCCACUCACCGGAUCAUCUGCUUGUGGGGGGAGCCAGUGCCGCCGCAGAAAUUACCGGCACUCCGAGUACUCGCUCCGGUGGUAGCACCGCGAACGUGACGAUCGCCAGCAUCGAGAGCGAGUGCCUGAGCUCGCACACGAGCGCCGCCCAGUACUCGAUGGAGCAGCACGAUCAGAUCGUCCACACGCCGACCAGCUACAAGGUGUCGGAGACGAUCCGCAAGCGCCAGUACCGGGUCGGGUUGAAUCUGUUCAACAAGAAGCCCGAGCGUGGCGUUACGUACCUCAUCCGGAAGGGCUUCCUGGAGAACACACCGCAGGGUGUCGCGCGGUUCCUGAUCUCGCGCAAGGGCCUCUCGCGGCAGAUGAUCGGCGAGUAUCUGGGUAACCUGCAGAACCCGUUCAAUAUGGCCGUGCUGGAUUGCUUCGCCGGUGAGCUCGAUCUGUCCGGGAUGCAGGUGGAUGUGGCGUUGCGCAAGUUCCAGGGUUACUUCCGGAUGCCGGGCGAGGCGCAGAAGAUUGAACGGUUGAUGGAGGUGUACUCGGCGCGGUACUGUCAGUGUAACGGGGACAUUGUGGCACGGCUUCGAUCGCACGAUACGGUGUUUGUGUUGGCGUUUGCCAUCAUCAUGCUGAACACGGAUCUGCACACGCCCAACCUGAAGCCGGAGCGGCGCAUGAGGUGUGAUGACUUUGUGAAGAACCUGCGGGGUAUCGACGAUUGUCACGACAUCGAUCGGGACAUGCUGAACGGGAUUUACGAGCGGGUGAAGGCGAACGAGUUCAAGCCGGGUUCGGACCACGUGACGCAGGUGAUGAAGGUACAGGCUACGAUCGUGGGCAAGAAACCGAACCUGGCGUUGCCACAUCGGCGGCUCGUGUGCUACUGUCGGUUGUACGAGAUCCCGGACAUUAACAAGAAGGAACGGCCGGGAGUGCACCAGCGCGAGGUGUUCCUGUUCAACGAUCUGCUCGUGAUCACGAAGAUCUUUAGCAAGAAAAAGUCCUCCGUGACGUACACGUUCCGGAACAGUUACACGCUGUGCGGGAUGGUGGUCACCCUGCUGGAUGUGCCAAAUUACCAAUUUUGCAUCCGUCUGUCGCAGAAGGUGGACGGUAAGGUGCUGGUCACGUUCAAUGCACGCAACGAGCACGAUCGCUGUAAGUUUGCGGAAGACUUGCGUGAAUCGAUCAGCGAGAUGGACGAGAUGGAAACGCUCCGGAUCGAGGCGGAACUGGAGCGUCAAAAGUCGGCUCGGGGUGCUCGGGCCAACAACAGCGAGAACCGGGACAGUGGCGUGGCCGACGUUGAAGUGUGUGCCGGCGUUCCGUACCAGGGUGCGGCCAGCGUUGGCGGUGGCGGAGGGCCCACACCGGGAGUCGUGUCCGCGGCCGGUGUUGUCGGUGGUGUGUCCCCGAACGAGUGUGGCCUGGUCGCGCACGGUGGCGAGGCGCAGUUGAAGCGCAGUGCGCUCAGCAACUCGCUGCUCGAUAUGCACGAACAAUUUGGCAAUGAAAAACCGCAACGACGCGGUAGUGUCGGCUCAUUAGAUAGUGGAAUGUCGAUCUCAUUUCAAUCAACAUCCGCAAGCACUGGCUCACGUAGCGAUAUCAAAGUACGAAUGCUGCCCCAUAGCAACACCUCCGGUCAGAUAAUAAUGCAUGCCGGUCAGCAUCCCGCUGCCCUCAUGGGUGCCAUCUAUCAUCAGCAAAUCCAUCACCACCAACAGCAGCAGCAGCAGCAACAGCAGCAGCUCUCCGUGGCGGCUGGACACCAUCACCACCACCAUCAUACGGCCGCGGCCACCGGCGGAGUGAUCGUCUCGGUGGGUCAACCGCCAGCAUCCUCGCAUCUGCUUACUACCAGCAGCCAUCCUCACCACCACCAUCCGCCUGGUGGUGGUCCUACUACAGCCUCGAUGAUGGCCAACAGCAACAGCAGCAGCAGCAACAUGCCACCUGGCGGCGGGGCCACGACAACCACCCUCAUCUCGGCCAACAGCAGCAGCAGCAGCAACAGUAUUGGAGCUAUCCGUCGCGAGCGGAAACCCUCCCGCACCGAAGAUGCCGCCACGAUGCUGGCAGCACUAACAACAGCAGCACCAGCGGCCAACAGCAGUGCGGGAGUCUCUAGCGGAGGAGCUAACAACCCGACGGCAGCACCACCACCGACUGCGGGCGGCGGCGGCGCUGGCGCUGGCAACUUUGGUCGUUCGACGGAAGUCUAAGCAACACUAGUUAGCAGCGCAGCGCCGUGUUACUUUCAUUCG